Opisthorchis viverrini is the source of this 1492-nucleotide messenger RNA. RefSeq lists its product as hypothetical. Gene Ontology annotation, molecular function: succinate-CoA ligase (ADP-forming) activity; metal ion binding; ATP binding. Gene Ontology annotation, biological process: tricarboxylic acid cycle; succinyl-CoA metabolic process. The transcript is spliced from 8 exons. Gene Ontology annotation, cellular component: succinate-CoA ligase complex; mitochondrion. Lineage: Eukaryota; Metazoa; Platyhelminthes; Trematoda; Opisthorchiida; Opisthorchiidae. Bases 25 to 1287 code for a protein of 420 amino acids. The record is from RefSeq and is a predicted model, not a curated record.
CGAAUAUUUCGUGGUCUAAAAUUGAUGGAGCAUGCUGGGAUGGAAUUACUACAUGAAUCAGGUUUGAAAGUUCCGCAGUUUGUAAUUGCACGCAACAUGGAGGAAGUUGCACGGGGAUAUGACCUGAUUGUGAAGAAUUCAACCAACUCCGAUGUUGUUAUCAAGGCUCAAGUUCUUACCGGAGGACGUGGUAAGGGCAAAUGGGAAACCGGACUUCAGGGAGGGGUGAAAAUCGCACUCGACAAGCCAGAAGCAUUAGAAUUGGCAGGACAUAUGCUUGGGAAACGACUAUUCACCGCACAGACCGGAAGCGUCGGACAGUUGUGCAAUGCCCUGAUGUUGGCCGAGCGAAAAUACAUUGCAUACGAACGUUACUUGGCCAUCGUAUUGGACACCGAGUCAGCUUCGCCGAUCUUAUUGGGUUGCGCUGAAGGCGGGGUGAAUAUUGAAGAGUUUGUGAAGGAGUUCCCCGACAAACUGAUCAAACUUCCAGUAGAUAUCUCCAAAGGGUUGCAUCCAGAUCAGGCAUCCAAUUUCGCCAAGCAACUGCGUAUUCCAAACGACGCUGGGAUAGCUGAAGCGGCAGAACAAAUCGGUGCAUUGUAUAGCCUAUUCAUCAAACGCGAUUGUACCUUCCUGGAAAUUAACCCGUUAGCGGUGGACGUCUCUGGAAGUGUGCUAUGUGUGGACUGCAAAAUCCAGAUAGACGACAACGCACGUGAACGACAGAAGGACUUGUUUGUCAAACGCGAUCGAAGCUUGGAGGAUGCAAGAGACAUCCGUGCCGAAAGUAUCGGCAUCAACUACAUUGCCUUGGACGGGAACAUUGGUUGUUUGGUAAACGGUGCAGGACUGGCCAUGUCUACCAUGGAUAUAAUAAAACUGCACGGUGGGUCUCCGGCCAAUUUCUUGGAUGUCGGCGGUGGCGCAGAGGCCAAUCAAAUUGCGGAAGCUUUUCGACUGAUCCUUUCUGAUGCAAAAGUUCAAGUCAUAUUUGUGAACAUCUUCGGAGGGAUUUUAAAAUGCGACGUGAUUGCUCAAGGUAUUGUGAGUGCAUUGAGCGAGAUAAAAACGCAAGUUCCUAUCGUCGUUCGACUGCAAGGAACUAAUGUCACUGAGGCAAAACGAAUCUUGGCAACCUGCGGAAAGAGGCUGUUAUCAGUGAUGGAUUUGGAUAAGGCAGCUCUGAUGGCGGUGAAGUUGUCCAAAAUCGUUCAACUGGCCAAGGACUCUUCGGUUGUGGUACAAUUUUCAGAGUUACCUAGUGUACAGAUGUGUCAAAAGUAGAGUCCUUUUACGUAAUCCGCCAUUUUAAACCAAAUCGCCGGUUCUGCGUUGGAUUGUUUCGGACAUACAGUUCCAUACUCGUCCUCUUAUGUUCCAAAACGUCUGCCAAUUAUCACUCUCAGUAGCAUAUUAAAAAACUGUGGUGUAUAUGAGUGAGUAUAUGUUCUUUAUGUACUAUCGUUGCUGAAAUAUAUUUAAACUUUUU